AAAAUGCGGCUUUGCAAAAGCAAUCGGAUGCAUUGAUGGCACGCAUAUCGUCAUUGAUCCUCCAGCUGUGCGGAAAGAUGACUACAUUGACCGGAAAGGCAACAUUACCCUUACUAUGCAGGCCAUUUGCGAUGAAAAUAAAAAGUUCAUCAACAUAUUCGUUGGAUUUCCCGGAUCAAGUCACGAUAGUUGGGUUUUUCAGAACUCGCCUAUUUACCAAAAAUUGUCAUCGUAUUGUGGAGAUUACUACUUACUAGGAGACUCUGCUUACCCGUGCACUCAGUACGUAAUCACGCCAUAUAAGGAUAAUGGUCACUUGACGGCCGCGCAGAAAAACUUCAAUGUGAAGCUAAGCUCCGGUCGCGUUGCAAUUGAGCACACAUUCGGAAUCCUGAAGCAGCGAUUUAGGCAGUUGUACUAUUGUAAGCUAAGGGGUAGUAGGAAGUUGUGCCACUUCAUAAGGGCGUGUUGUGUUUUGCACAAUAUUGCGAACGAGAGCGAUUUAGAAUUUUCGCCAGAAGUUUUAAUUGAAGGAAGAGCAGAAAAUGAAUGUGGUGAAACAGCCAGAGGAAACUCUGUCCGGGAUGCCAUUUGUAUGGAUUUGCCACCGAGGCAACAAUCAAGAAGUAUUCCUUAAUUUUAACAUUUAGAUUAAGAUUAAAAUAAGAUUAAUAUUAAGAUUUAGUUUAAGAUUUAGUAUAAG
Rhagoletis pomonella (apple maggot) is the source of this 703-nucleotide messenger RNA. RefSeq names its product putative nuclease HARBI1. Lineage: Eukaryota; Metazoa; Arthropoda; Insecta; Diptera; Tephritidae. The record is from RefSeq and is a predicted model, not a curated record.